AUGACGGAUGUGGUACUGCAUAUAUACGAUGUGACGAAUAGUGGAUCGGAGAAAACCAAUAACACCAUUGUUCAGAUCAACAAGAUCUUCAAGGAUGGGAUUGGUCUCGGUGGCAUUUUCCACAGCGCCGUGCAGGUUUAUGGAGAUGAUGAAUGGUCAUUUGGAUUCUGUGAUCAAGGUACUGGAGUUUUUAGUUGCCCUUCUGGAAAGAAUCCAAUGUACACAUAUCGGGAGUCGAUUGUUCUUGGGAAAACAAACUUUUCUAUUUUCAAGGUGAAUCAAAUACUAAGAGAACUGAGUAGAGAGUGGCCAGGGAGUUCAUAUGAUCUGCUGGCCAAAAACUGCAAUCACUUCUGUGAUGAAUUCUGUGAAAGGCUUGGUGUACCAAAACUUCCAGGUUGGGUUAAUAGGUUUGCCAAUGCCGGUGAUACUGCUAUGGAAGUGGCUGGAAAUACUGCAUUACGGUUCCGGCAAGCUAAAACCGAGAUUGUAUCAGCAAGCAAAGUAGCAUACCGGUUCCUCUUAGGUGUUACGAAUAAUGUUACUAAUAACGUUAAGAAUGGUCCCGAGUCCCCUAACAAUUCAAACAGAGGAGGGUCCCCUAGAUUUCAAGCUACUUGGUUGAAAAAUAUGAUCACCAAUGGUGCAAAACCGUCUACCAGUUCUGAAGGUGAGAAUCAGAAUGGAGUUACUCCUCUUCCGCCAAAGCGAGAAGAUGACAAGGCAUUCCUGCACAGUCCAUCUUCACACGAUAGUUGA
Sphenostylis stenocarpa is the source of this 759-nucleotide messenger RNA. The record is from the annotation of a GenBank genome assembly. NCBI's taxonomy places the organism in Eukaryota, Viridiplantae, Streptophyta, Magnoliopsida, Fabales, Fabaceae.